AUGCUGGCUGGACUGGAGGCUGCAUGCUGGCGGUCGUUUGUGCCUGACGACAGCAAUGAUCUUGCGUGUCCGAGUCCAAAUCGUGAGCGUGAAGUGGCUGCUCAGCCCAGGAUCCUCUACUCGCAGUUGCUUCGAGGCACGGAGGCGAUGCUCCAAGAGGAGGAAGCUGCGUGCCAGCAGCUACGCGACCAGAUCAAGCAGGUUGAAGAGCACAACAAUGAUCUUCCCAAGAUGAUUCAGGAGUGUCAGGCUGCUGUGGCUCGUGCAAUGGAGUCCGCCAUGCGGCGUCGGAAGGAUCUGCGCAUGUGGGCGUGCAACGAUCUCCGCGCCGGUCUGAACGAUCUGCACACGCGUCGUAGCGAGCUCAAGCAGCUAGUCUCGGUCACGACAGGCGACGUGAAGCGGGAGGAGCAAGCCAACAAGCUGCGCGCCAAGCGACUGGAAGAUCUGCGCACGUUGUCCACCUCCACCAACUUGCUGCCAACGGGUCGCGUGGGCUCCAAGACCUCGACACAGCACCAGCUCGCACGUCUCACGCUGGCGUUGGCCAAGAACCAGGUUCUCCAGGAGGCGCAGCGAGACCGCAAGGCCUACGUAAGAGCUCGCACCGAGGCCAUCUUCGACGUGCGCGCGCAGCUCCGCGAGCUGAACAACGAGCGCGUCGCCGUGGAGAAAGACCUGAAGGAUCUGGAAGAGGAGGCAGCGCACUUGAAGCGCGCGUUCACGCCGCGUCCGGACUGGGGGAAUCUGCACGACGCCACCGUCGUCACGACCGCUGUGGAUCGCGUGGACGCGGCAGCUCGGAUGCGCAUGGGCGCCACGCGCAACAAGCUCUCUGGGGGAAAAGCCGCUGAUCUGGACGAAGACCGAGCGAGUGAGCAGCGCGUGAUGCAGAUCUUGUCCAGUAACUGGAGCACGGUGGCGAAGGUGGGAGCCAUGGCAGCGGAGCUGGCCAAGAUCCGGUCGCGGGACCACGCUGGGGACACCAUCCUGGCUGAACAGAAGAAGCUCAAGCACCUGCACAAGGAGAUCGCUCGAUUGAUGCACCAACUUGAGGCGGUCAAGGCGCAGUCUGCUGCAUAAGAGGAGAAACUUGUUCACGAGUUCAAAGACGCUGGUUAAACUACUGUCAAGAGGGACACACAGAGGUGGAACAUGAUAACUACCAGAUACGUGCGUGCUCCGCCAGCUCGUACGAGGAGGCUGGGGGCGGGUGUUCAGAGCCAUCACAGCUUCACAGGAGGUUCAACGGCGGGCUGUACGUCGUGUAGGGGGUGGAGAUCGGGGACGCGUCGUCCCAGCCAAGCACGCCCGAGUCUGCCAGCAGAGCCUCCGCCUCCACCAGGUCGGUGUCACCCAACGGCAUGCAGUCGGAGAAGGACGAGCGCUUGGGCUCCUCGCCCGUGUACCAGCAGCUCGGCGCUCCGAAGUCGAUCACGACUCGGGACGAUCUGCGCG
This is a messenger RNA of Phytophthora sojae, 1458 nucleotides long. RefSeq lists its product as hypothetical. Lineage: Eukaryota; Oomycota; Peronosporomycetes; Peronosporales; Peronosporaceae. The coding region runs from base 1 to 1083 and encodes 360 amino acids. The transcript is spliced from 2 exons. The record is from RefSeq and is a predicted model, not a curated record.